Molecule: messenger RNA, 2252 nt
Organism: Nicrophorus vespilloides
Lineage: Eukaryota; Metazoa; Arthropoda; Insecta; Coleoptera; Silphidae
Gene: HPS1
Product: Hermansky-Pudlak syndrome 1 protein homolog
Exons: 8
Coding region: 299-2182 (627 amino acids)
Biological process (GO): vesicle-mediated transport
Cellular component (GO): BLOC-3 complex
Molecular function (GO): guanyl-nucleotide exchange factor activity
Source: RefSeq, a predicted model, not a curated record
UUCAGUCGCAAUUGAUUUAUUUCAGUUUAAAGUGUACGAAUAUGAAUUGUGCUGGAGGGUGGUAGAAGAGGAGUAUCGAUUUUAUGUAGGCGGAGUGGAGCGCAAUCUCGCCCGGACGAGGAAAUCUUAUCAGUACGUACUCUGGUUAGUUGCAGCAAAAUAUAUAUAUAUAGAGAGAGAAACAUAUGUAAGGAGAUCUGUCGUGGUCAUAUCGUGUAUCAUGAGGUUUUGGUUGUUGUUGUUGUUGCUCCAGUUUGUUGAUCGUGCCUGAAGAAAAGAAGAAAGUGAAGAAGGAACCAUGAAGUGCAUUCUGGUGUUCAAUCACCUCAACGACAUCAUAUACACCAAGUACAACAAGAAGUUUGCGGUGCACAUCAACGAGUUCGCCAAAUCGCAGAAGCUGCUCACGCAGGAGGAGAUCAACUCGAAAUUGACCACAGCCAUCAUCGUGCAGAUCUUCUCGCCCAUCGUCACCUCGCAGAGGAUAAUGAGCUGCCAAUUCGGCAACUCGUACACCUCGAUCCAAUGUCAGGAUGGAAUCAACAUGACUUUCGAAGAGUACAUGGGCUUUCUGUUCGUGUGCAUCGGACUGGACGAUGUUAAUACCAUGAAGCGUUUCUUGAACACCUGCGUUACCAUGGUGAGGUAUCUGUGCGGUCCGGAUGUGAUGCUGUUGAAGAGCAACACGCAACUUGCGGCUCUCGUGACCGGUCUUCUAGAUAGCUGGUCGCAGAUGCAGAACUACGAUCAGGCUAUGUUCGUGGAGGCCGUGGAGCAGCUGAUGGUCAACUCGGAUCUGACUUGCGUCGCGAUACAAGCCAUCCAGGAGGCAGUGGAUAAGCUGCAGGCCGUCUCCGAUGGGAACCGCAUCCACGGUCUGGUUCUGGUGGAAAACAAGUUCCUCUCCUUGUACUCGACACAAAACGCAAAGGAACUCUCAGCGACGGACAUCCUCUUCCUGACCGUACUGAACGAAUGCACCAACAAGCUGAAGGUGAUCCAGGACGUCGAAUCGGACAGCGAGGAGGAAUUCUACAGUCCAUCGUCGAGUCCCGUCCACAACUCGCUUGCCACCAAUCUGAACGAGAUAUUCCAACCGGAGAUCAACGGAAUCUCCAGCUAUCAGAUACUACUCUCCGGUCCGGAUUAUCAGACCAGAUGCAUUCCGCACGCCAUCCACAUCAAAGAACUAUCGCCGGGGCUGAGUCUCGUCAUCCUGAUGGAAGUCGGCAAUCCGCUCGUCUCCUCCAGCCUCUACAACACCUUCACCAACAUACACACGAUACAGACCGUGCAGAUGCAGAGCGACGAGGACACUUUGCGACCGGUAUUCGAUAACCUGGACAAUUCCAUUAAGAAGCUCUGCGACGCACUGAAGAAGACGAAGCACGGUGGAAUCGAGUUCGCCUACAAGCAGUUGACGAAGCAGUGGGAGUUCAUGAAGAAGAAGUACUUGGAAUUCAUGAAGGCGCAUUCGGCGGAAGCGCUCUUGCGCGCCGAAUCAUCGACUCCCGGUUUGCUGGAUACUCUCAAAGAGAUCCUGAGCCUCACCUGCUUCGAUCAAACUGUGCUCAAGUCCAGCCAGAGACACAUCAACGUGAUCGCCGAGGGAGUCGCAGAGAAGUUCUUGAGUUACAACGAUUUCCUCAAGGUCAAGGCGUUGCGCAACUUCCCGCUUGGAUCGUAUCUCGAAGAGUUUCCAGGAUUGGUGCAUUUCCUGUACAUCGAUCGCAGCAACCAUCGAGUUACCGCUCCAACUUUGGACUUUAACUCUGAACAAACUAACACUCUCACCAAGAAGAAAAUCUGGUCGAUGAUAAACUUUUCGCGGAGUCAUCUGCAGGAGGGACAUCUUUCGCUGAUGUGGAAAGACACGACGUUCAAUUACGCCUACUUCCUAUGGUUUGAGGAUAUGGCCGGAUCACCGGUCAAGCCGACGAUAUUCCCGACGAACGCCUCCAAGGUUUUACCUCAGCCCGGCAUCCUUUGCGGCGAUUUCUACCAGAAGCUGAAGGAAGCCUGUUUCCCGAAGAUUUCCCCGGCGAAGAUCAGAUGUUACGAGCUGUUCUGUAUACACCUGGGAUUGGCGACUGCAUCUUGCGUCUUGGAACACACCAGACGUUUGGCCGCUACAAUCUGGGAGUUGAAGGGUCACCCCAACAAUCCCAUGGACCUGCUCUGAAGAAAAAAAGAUGAGCAAAACGAAAUAAUUAUCUCUUCUUCGAUGCGUUAUUUAUUCUUUAUUUAUUAUA